Messenger RNA from Aureobasidium vineae, 1557 nucleotides. The record is from the annotation of a GenBank genome assembly. NCBI's taxonomy places the organism in Eukaryota, Fungi, Ascomycota, Dothideomycetes, Dothideales, Saccotheciaceae.
AUGGAGAGCACCACCCUCGACGAUGACGGCACUUCAACCAUCUCAGGACGCGCUCCUCCCCCUGUCCAGCCUGCACCUGUAGCCGAUACUCCUAAGCGCCAGGUGCAGCCCAGUGUCAGCAUCGAACAAGCUGCCAAACCGUCGUUCGACAUCAGCGUUGGCGACCCGCACAAGGUCGGAGACUUGACCAGCUCGCACACCGUCUACCAAGUCCGCACAAAGACGACCAGCAAGGCUUACCGAACCCCCGAAUUCACCGUCUCACGUCGCUACCGUGACUUCCUAUGGCUGUAUAACCAACUGCACAACAACAACCCUGGAGUCGUGGUGCCGCCGCCACCAGAGAAGCAGGCUAUGAAUCGCUUCGACCAGAACUUUGUCGAGAGCCGCCGCGCCGCUCUGGAACGCAUGCUCAACAAGUCAGCUGCUCAUCCCGUCCUGCAGCACGAUGGCGAUCUUAAGUUGUUCCUCGAAAGUGAGGCCUUCAACGUCGACAUCAAGCACAAAGAGCGCAAGGACGUCGGCUUACCCGAGACAAAGUCGGGCGGCGGCAUGCUGGGCGCCAUUGGCCUGUCGGUCGGGUCCAGCACUAAGUUUGUCGAACACGACGACGUAAGUGCCGCCUAUUCUUCCUAUAUCGAUACCCUCCCUCCAUCUCCCGCCCUUCCCGAACCCGUCGUCCCUAGUUACCACACUUACACUAUUAUGUCGCAGUGGUUCCAUGACCGCAGGAUCUACCUUGAUGCCCUCGAAACUCAACUCAAGGCUCUCCUCAAAUCUACCGACACGGUUGUUGCUCAGCGUAAAUCAUUAGCCGAGAGCUGCCAGGACUUCUCUGCUUCGUUGCACCAGCUUGCCUCGGUCGAGCUGUCGCCCGAACUUUCUGCUCCUCUUGACGCCUUGUCCGACAUCCAGAUGCGUAUCCGUGACCUUAACGAUCGCCAGGCCCAACAGGACGUCUUGACACUGGGUAUUGUUAUUGACGAGUACAUUCGCUUGAUUGGCAGCAUCAAAACAGCCUUCCAACAACGCCAGAAGGCUUAUCACAACUGGCACACGGCCGAAGCUGCUCUGCAGAAGCUCAAGAAUACGCACGACAAGCUAUUGCGAGCCGGCCGCACUCAGCAAGACCGUCUUUCUCAGAUGCAGGCAGAUGUUGCAGAUGCCGAGCGACGUGUGCACCAAGCACGUCUGCUGUUCGAAGACAUGGGUCGUCUGAUGCGUAGCGAGCUGGACCGCUUCGAGCGCGAGAAAGUCGACGACUUUAAGAGUGGUGUCGAAACCUUCCUCGAGUCAGCAAUCGAGGCGCAAAAGGAACUCAUCGAGCUCUGGGAGACAUACUUGCUACAACUUGACGCCGACGACGACGAGUCGACACCGUACUUUGCCGCCGGCGUCAAUGCCAGCGACCGCAAUGCAGACCAGGAGUCUUCGCAUAGAGAUGUGACGGAAGGCGGAGAGGCGCCUGUAGCGGAUGCUAUCGGUGAAACAAGCAAUACCGAGGAACAGCACUCUGAGCUUGCCUCUGCGGCUACAGAGGUCGAGAGCGAAGCAUAG